GGGGCGGCCCCUCAGGGCGCGCUCCCGGAGGAGGACCAGGCCUGGCUCUCGGGCGCGUGUCCCGAGCCCCGCCCCGAGCCCCAUCUUGCGGGCAGGAGGAGGUGAGCAGGCCCGAGCGCGGGCCGCGGCGGCCGGGGCUGCUGGCACGAUCAUCUAUCGCUGCUACUCGGACACUUAGAAGUCCUUUUGAGAUGUGGUGGUUUCAGCAAGGACUCAGCUUUCUCCCUUCAGCCCUUGUUAUUUGGACAGCUGCUGCCUUCAUCUUUUCAUACAUUACUGCCAUAACUCUUCAUCAUGUGGACCCUGCAUUGCCCUAUAUCAGUGACACUGGAACAGUGGCUCCAGAAAAAUGCUUGUUUGGGGUCAUGUUAAAUAUCGCUGCAGUCUUGUGUGUUGCCACCAUAUAUGUUCGUUAUAAGCAAGUUCAUGCUCUCAGUCCCGAGGAGCCUCGGAUCAUCAAAUUAAACAAGGCUGGCCUUGCACUUGGAUUACUUAGUUGCUUAGGACUUUCUAUCGUGGCAAACUUCCAGAAAACAACAAUCUUUGCUGCACACAUAUGUGGAGCUGUGCUUACUUUUGGCCUGGGUUCCUUUUAUAUGUUUGUUCAGACAAUCCUCUCCUACAAAAUGCAGCCUAAAAUUCAUAGCAAACAAGUCUUCUGGAUCCGGCUGAUGGUGGUAAUCUGGUGUGGAGUGAGUGCAUUUAGCAUGCUGACUUGCUCCUCACUUUUGUACAGUGGCCAUUUUGGUUCUGACAUAGUACAAAAGCUCCACUGGAACCCUGAGGACAAAGGAUAUGUACUUCAUAUGAUCACCACUGCAGCAGAAUGGUCCAUGUCUUUUUCUUUUUUUGGUUUUUUCCUGACUUAUAUUCGUGAUUUUCAGAAAAUUUCCUUACGUGUAGAAGCUAAUUUACAAGGACUGACUCUUUAUGACACUGCCCCUUCCCUUAUUAACAGUGAAAGAACCCAUCUUCUUUCAAAGGACUCAUGACAAAGGAAGAAGCUGUAUCUGUGAUGAUUAUGAUGCUCAGGGAUUGGCAGAUUGUUCCUGAAAAGUACUUACUAUGCUCUCAAAUUUCUAAGCACUUAAUCAAGGCUAACAAAGACACUGCUUAAUAAUGUUACUCAAAUGAUAUGUAAUAAGCCAUUUGACAAGUGAUUUUAAGUGAUAUUAUCCAGAGAGGCAUUUAAAGCAUAUUCACUUUCUUUUUUUUUUUUAAUUUUGGAAAAUAAAACCAAAGGACUGUAUAUAUGUAUAUAUAUAUAUAUGUAUGUAUAUACGCAAUCUAUAUAGCAUUGCAAUUUUUCUUCCUUCUUAAUUGGAAGCACCUGGAAGUACACAGAAAAUUCUGCAGAAACCAAUUUUUCACAGGACAUUCUGCAGAAAAAAGGUUUUUCACAGCUUGCAAAUCAUUACAGUGCAUGUUUUGUUUGGAGCGCCAUAUAUCUGGUACAGGUGAGAGUGUUGUAUUCUAGGACUCCUAAUACUCAAGGAACUUCUAGAGUUUGGUCAAUAUCUCCUCUAGAAUCAGAGUUAGACUGUGCAUGCCAUGUUUUUUGUUUGUUUUUUUUUGUUUUUGUUUUGGGGGGGGAGGCAGGGCAAUGAGGAUUAAGUGACUUGCCCAGGGUCACACAACUAGUUAAGUGUCCAGUGUCUGAGGCUGGAUUUGAACUCAGGUCCUCCUGAAUCCAAGGCCAGUGCUUUAUCCACUGCACCUCCUAGCUGCCCCCAUGCCAUGUUAAUUAAGAUUUUUUUUUUUACUCACAAACUGUAAUUGUACAUGACCUCAGGAAGGUCUUUAACAUAAAGUUAAAGAAGCCAGAUUCCUUAAGCCUCUGAUGCCCCAACAGAAACUUGUUUCACAGUGUAAUCAGCCUGGAUCCAGACAAAAGACAACAGGUCACAGGUCCUAAGUUCCCAGUGUCAGAUCAUUUCAAGAAGAUGAGUACUGCCUUGGUUGUGCCAUAAAAUAUUAGACAUUUCCCAGGGUCAACACUGCCUCCUCUGCACAUAUACAGCAGCUUCCGAGAAUUUUGUCUCAUUCCUGAGGUACAUCGUCUAACAAAGCUAAGUGAUAGGUUUACUACAAGUAAAGAGUUUUACUACGUUUUUUUCACUGGAAUAUGCCGCAUCUACCACAAAAGAGCUCUUGAAGCUAGGAAGUUUAAGUAAUCAGUAAUUAACCUUGUAAAAGGAUCUUUAAACAACCAUGACUCGAAUCUGUUAAAGAACUAUGUAUGACUUCCAGAGAGUGAAACCCAACAGAAAAGAAAACUAGAUAGAGGGUAGUUGUGAUACACCAAGUUUCAUGAACAAUUUCCUCUCCUACCUUCUCAUUUCAUAGCUGAAUCUAAACAGUCUUCAAUUUUCAAGGCAUCUACUUGAGGCCUUAUCUGGACAAAUACAUUGUAUACUAUUAAGGUUCAUAGUCAUUCAAAAGAGAUAAAAGUUCCUAAGAGUAUUGAGAGAAGAGCAUCAGCUCCUCUGAGAGUUGCCUUUGGUAGACCUUUGCAAGAAAAAUGACCAAAUCCUCAGGCAUAAAAGCAGAAACUGUUGUGCAAAGCCAGGGAAACUAUGGAGUUAAAUUUGCCUUUUACUUUAUGAAUAUAUAUUGCAGGUCGUCAAAUGCAACUACCAUUCAUAACAAGAAGUAAUCCAAAGUUAUAAACAUUCUAGGCCUAUUUAUCCUUCUACUCUCAAAAGGCAGUCAUCUCUUUAAAGUGAUAGGUUCUGCUCAAAGCAAGACCAUUGGUCACCAUCAAUGUAAAAUCAUAGAUUUUUCAAGUUGUAAGGGACUUUAGAAGUUUACCUGGUGGGGCAGCUAGGUGGCGCAGUGGAUAGAGUACCAGCCCUGGAUUCAGGAGGACCCGAGUUAAAAUCUGGCCUUAGACACUUAACACUUGCUAGCUGUGUGACCCUGGGCAAGUCACUUAACCCCAAUUGCCUCACAAAAAAAGAAAAGAAAAAAAAAGUUUACCUGGUAUCAGAAUCCCCUCUGAAGCUACACAUCAUAUAGCUGUUCAAUUUGUGCUUAAAUGAUACCACUGACAAGCUGUCUUGUGAAGUAAUGAUCACUUCCAUUUUUUGAACAGCGGUAAUUGUUAGAAAGUUCCUCUUUAUGUUGAACCAGAAUCUGUUCCCCACAGGACUUUAAGUAAAUAAUGAUGUGUUUAAAUUUCACAUCAGGUACCCAGAUCCAGCCACCAUUUUCUUGUAGAAACCUAGACUCAAAAAGCCUUUACCCAGGUUCCAUUUUAAAAAAUCACUUAAGACAGAUAUAGAUUUAUUUAUUUACUUAAAAGGUUUACUAGGGAGUUAGUGAGAAUUUAUUGCUGAAAAGAAACUAGUUUAAAAAGCAUAAAACAAAAGAUACAAAAUCUUUUUAUCAAUGAAUUUUUCAUGGUAGAGUUCUUCAGUAAUCACUUCAUCUCUUAUUUAAGAUUUCAGUGAAUUUUCUAGAAAUUCACUGGAAAAUCUCCAAGUCUUAGAUGGCCCCAAGGUUUUCUGAGCACUAAAAUACCAAAUGGAUCAGAAAAAAUGACAAGAUUAUCUCACAAGCCAGCAUGAGUGAUCAAGAAAGUGGCAUUUGAGUCCUUAGCAUGGACAAGAGGGUAAAAUAAAGCAUUUGAAAAAGAUAUUUUAUGCAUUGCUCCUAAGAUUUGAGCUGUUGAUUAUGACCCAGGGAAAGGACCUAGGAGUCACUAGAGGCUGUUGCUUAAAAACAUUCCUUGUAUUAUGUUGCAUCAAAGAAAAUCAAAGCCUUUAUGUCAUAAGGAAAACACACUGGAAACAAAGCAGUAAUACCACAUUAAAUAAAAAACGGAGUCUACAUCUGGAAUACAUGAUGUGGUUCUGAAUGCUACCUUCUCAAGAAAACCGCAAGUAAGCUAGAGAAGGCCCAGAGAAAAGCAGCUGGAAUGAUCCAUGAAUAGAAGUCAUCUAUAAGAAGAAAAUCUAGAAAACAACUUAGGACUCUCGUCUGGAAAAGAAAAUGAAGGCAGGUGAGAUCAGUUUAUAAAAUCCUGUGAAUGCUCUAGAUAGGAGACAUCUGAAUGUGUUCUCAUGAAGUAUUGAAACUCUGCUUCUUAAUGUCUGAAAGAAGUAGCUCCCGGAUCAAUAAAAAGACGGGAUACUUUAAGAAUGUGCAAUAAAUUUAUGGGACUUGUUAUUCCUAAGAAUGAUAAAGACUAAAAAUAAGAUUAUGUUCAAGAAGAAAUUUUAAAUCAAUGACAUGGUAUAUUAAGAGUUAUUGAAGAAUGUUUGUAAAGUUUGGGAAUAUGUCCAUAAUCUUUUCAGAUGAGCAUUGCAAAGCAAAAUCCUGCCUUUCCUGAAAGCAUCUCUUAGUGCACAUUUGAGAAAAACAAAGUAAUCUGCAAUGAACAAUGGACUAGUCCACUGAAGCUUCACUUGCCACACCAACUCCCACACGAUGUUUUCAUGUACUACAUUCAGAGCAAGGUCUUUAAGUUAGUGAAGAUAGCAGCAAAUUUAUAGUCCUAAUGAAUUUUCUAACUUUCCCCUUAUAGACAUCAACCAUAUUUGCAUUUUAACACUUGCUUCAAGGCCAAAGAUAAAAGUGGAAGAAAUGAAAAAAAGUUACUGGGUUAAGUUUGAGGAAAGAAAGAAAGAAUGUAAUUUCAUAGCUGUCUCAUCAACUCAGCAGUAGAAGAACCAAAGGACAGGGACAACACCUGCGUGUAGAAGUAGCUCAUGGACCAUAAGGGAUCAAACAUAAAUGUUGAUGACCAGCUAUAGCUACUCCAAACCUCUUUACUGUGUGAUUCAUCUUCAGAUCCCAUCCCUUGGUUUCAUUUCUCCAGUAUCACUUCCUAAAUAACUCUUGUUGGAAGGGCAUUGCUUUUUCCUGGGUAGAUCUCUUGACAUGAUUUAACCUUCAGUGAGAUACUGCCCUCAAUGAUGUAAACUGUCUACCCGAGAUUUGCAAAACAUUUCCAAUCCAAGAGUAGUUAACAAGUUUCCAAGAAAUGUUUGCUGUUUGAUGAAAGGUUGUUGUCUCUAAACACAUUGAUCAUGAUGUACUUUUUCCUGGAUUUUACUAGAGAAAUGUCUUAAAAGGUGUCAGGAACAGGAAGGGAAGAAGAAUUAGACCCCAGUACCAUGUAGGCAAGAGCAAUCUGUAUAAGAAUGAGAAUCUGAUGAUCCUGGAUAAUUAACCAUGUGCUUUUUUUUUUUUUUUUUGGAUAAGCUUCAUCAGGAAACCUCUUAUGUGAAUGCACUAGCGUGUUAGUCUAUAAACUGAUCUGAGUCUUGAAAGAAGUUAGGGAUAUUAAGGCAGAGGUGAUGGAUACUGAGCAUUACACCCAGAGCCCAUAUGAGGUAGAGGAAGAACCAGCAUAGGAAACUUAAGGAGUAGUUGGACAGUUAAGAGGAGAGCCUGGAAAGCAGGGUCGCAAGAGCUCGGUGAGGAGUGUCCAGAAGGAAAGGAAAGCACUUGGAGGCUGCAAAAGAUGAUGAGGACUGAGAAGAGACCAUUCGAUGUGGCAACUGAUAUAUCUAUAGAGAGGGUGGCUUCAAUCAAAUGAUGAAAUUGGGAGCCAGAUUGUGGAGGGGGUUAGAAGAGUGUGAAACAAGCGGAGGCACUGAGUAGAGAAAGCUUCCUCAAGGAGUUAGCUACAAAAUGGAGAAGAGAUAGAGGUCAGUAGCUAGCAGGCAUGGCAAGAUCGAGUGAGGAUUUUUUUAAGGAUGAAGGAAGUUUAGAUUAUAAAAAACUAAGAAAAAUUGGUUGAUGGGUCAGCACUAGUAAUGAAAGUCCCAGCUGGGGCCUGCCACUAGAAUUGUGCUGUGUGGAAGAAGGAGGUAUUUCAGUGAGGUUUGUGUUGCAUCUGGUACUGAGGCAGACCAGACUGGUCCUUUUUUAAAAGUAGGUUCCCCGUGUAGGAGUGCAAAGCCAAUACCCUGGGAAGUUUGUACCAGUUUAGCUGUUUUUAUUUUGACACUUUCUUCCUAAUCCCCUGUUUGCUAUGACUAGAAUGUGGAAUGUCACCUAGAGUUAAGGGGUGGCUAGGUGGUAGAGUGUUAGGCUUCAAGUCAAGAAGACCCAAUUUCAAAUCCUACCUUAGAAACCUAAUAGUUAUAGUACUUGACCACAGGGCAAAUUAUUGAACCUUUCUUGGGCUAAGUUUUCUUAGCUAUAAAAUGAGGGUGUUGGAUUCCAUAGUCUUUAAGAAAAAAAGAGAAUAUGUGGUCAUUGAGUAAAAAUGGGUUUAUUGAGAACAGUCUAACCUCAUUUUCUUUUCUGACAGGAUUGCUAGAUUAAUAUGUUGGGAAAACCAUGGACAUAGUUUACUUUUCAGUAAAAUUAAAAUAUUUUAAUGUUU
Molecule: messenger RNA, 6340 nt
Organism: Dromiciops gliroides (monito del monte)
Lineage: Eukaryota; Metazoa; Chordata; Mammalia; Microbiotheria; Microbiotheriidae
Gene: DRAM2
Product: DNA damage regulated autophagy modulator 2
Exons: 9
Coding region: 192-992 (266 amino acids)
Biological process (GO): photoreceptor cell maintenance; regulation of autophagy
Cellular component (GO): lysosome
Source: RefSeq, a predicted model, not a curated record